This is a messenger RNA of Schizophyllum commune H4-8, 1131 nucleotides long. RefSeq lists its product as uncharacterized. Lineage: Eukaryota; Fungi; Basidiomycota; Agaricomycetes; Agaricales; Schizophyllaceae. The transcript has 3 exons. The record is from RefSeq and is a predicted model, not a curated record. Bases 1 to 1131 code for a protein of 376 amino acids.
AUGCUCGGAUGGGGUGGGGCAGAAAUGCAAGGGAUGCUCAAUUGGAUCGUGAGCUCACUAUCUCCUCAUCCUACUACCACCGGGACCUCGUUGAUCGACGCUGCUCCUUCCGAUGAGCCCCUGCCACCCUCCUCCACAACGGUAGUCCACCCCUCCUUCGAGGACGAGAAGCAAGCCAAUUGGACACAAGACUCCUUCGACAACGCCAAGUUGGCUAUCAUCACCGACCACGAUCUGACCCCCGUCCAUCGCCUCCGCGCACACGCGCACCUCCACCUCCGCCGCGCGCGACAUGACUUCACGAUCGGGUUCGGGUAUGCAGUGUAUCUAGACCGCAAGGCCGAGGCGCGCGCGCAAGAGGCCUAUGCCCGACGACACGGCUACGAGUGCACGCGAGAAGAGAUCGCGGAGCUGAAGCGUGGCGGUAGUCAGUCGAGGCUGGAACGCCUGGCGGCCCUCGAGCGGAUGCUUGGAGUCAAGCAGCCGAAGACGCUAUGCCAGAAAGCCCUCUUAGCCUGCGCGCGCGAAGUCGAGAUGGCGCGGCGGGCGAGGGAGGCAAAGGAAGCGGCUGCUAGGGUGGCGCGGGAGGAGGCUGCUCGCGCGACGCGGUUGGCGCAGGUCGAGGCUCAUCUCAACGAGAGCGACGAGCGGAACGACAUGGAGGCAUUAGAGGCGGAGAUCAAUGCGAUGGAGCGCGACAUGGACGAGCUCGAGUACGAGGUGGACGACGAGAUGAUGCAACUGGAGGCGGCGGCACGCAAGGAUGAAGGGUACCCGGAUGACGAUAACGAGGGCUACCCGGAGGACACCGAUGGUCUCGAGUACUUUUCGAUGCGGGACGAGGAGCAUGGGGCAACCUUCACGACGGACCUCGAGGGCGACGAAGUGUCAGACUCGUACUGUGCGGCUGAUGACGGGCCCUAUGCCUUUGGCGCAGCCCCCGAGAGGUGCCGUCCGACCUUCGGCGCAGCUGGCGAGGUCUACCACCCAACACACUCAGCCGACAAUGACGAUGACGAGGAAGAGGAGCACUUCAUGAUCUCCGACGCCGAGCUCGCCGCUUUUGAGCGAGCGCUGGCGGGGGCGCGGGAGGACGGGAGCGGCGCGGACGGGGAAUGGGAGGUCGUCUAG